UCUGUACCAACCAUUCGGAAUUUUCAUUUCCCUACCGAUUUGCCUCUGUUUCAUAGAAAGAGGCCGAAAGCAAAAGCAAAAGCAAGAAAGCAAAGAAUCCCCAUUCCUCAUACCCGAAGUUAACAAUCUUCAAAUCAAAAACCCUAAUUUGAAAAACCCUAAAACCCCUAAAAGAAAAAGCCUAAUGGGGGAAACAAGGAAACGAGGCAGGACAGCGAAAACCCAAGCAUCAACCAACGAAACCAUGGACUUCCAAUACACGGCCGCCGCCCAAAACGACGCCGUUGCUCCCCAAAACGACGCCGUUGCCCCCCAAAACGACGUCUUUGUUGCUGCAAAUGAAGCUGUCUCGAACGCCACCGCCAACAAUGACGCCAACAACCCACCACUGGCACGACGAGUUAGAGGGCGGCCGAGGAAGUCUGGUGCGGGGCACACGGAGGACACGGACCCGCAUGUGGCAGCGUCCCCGGAGCGGAGACCUUAUCAAAAUGGGGCGGUGGUAUUGGAGCCGCCUCCGCAGCCGGUGACGAAGUGGGAGAGCGUGGCGGCGAGGGUGGUGCCAGCGAUGGAUGCCGUAGUGAAAGUGUUUUGCGUUCACACGGAGCCGAAUUAUUCGCUGCCAUGGCAAAGGAAAAGGCAGUAUUCUUCAAGUAGCAGUGGGUUUAUAAUUGGUGGGAAAAGAGUGUUAACAAAUGCUCAUUCAGUGGAACAUUAUACUCAAGUGAAGUUGAAGAAAAGGGGGUCUGAUACAAAGUACUUGGCUACUGUAUUGGCUAUUGGGACUGAAUGUGAUAUUGCAAUGUUAACAGUUAGUGAUGAUGAGUUCUGGGAAGGUGUUUCACCUGUUGAGUUUGGAGAUUUUCCUGCACUCCAAGAUGCUGUAACUGUUGUGGGCUAUCCAAUUGGAGGUGACACAAUCUCUGUUACUAGUGGUGUUGUAUCACGUAUUGAGAUACUCUCUUAUGUUCAUGGGUCAACUGAGCUUCUGGGACUACAGAUAGAUGCAGCUAUAAACUCCGGAAAUUCUGGUGGGCCUGCCUUCAAUGACAAGGAAAAAUGUGUUGGUAUUGCAUUCCAAUCUUUGAAACAUGAAGAUGUGGAAAAUAUUGGGUAUGUCAUACCUACACCAGUUAUAAUGCACUUCAUUCAGGAUUAUGAAAAAAAUGGGAUGUAUACAGGCUUCCCAAUCCUUGGUGUUGAGUGGCAAAAGAUGGAAAAUCCUGAUUUGCGCUUGGCAAUGGGGAUGAAAUCAGAUCAGAAGGGGGUCCGUAUUAGGAGAAUCGAGCCCACAGCUCCAGAAUCUCAUCUUCUGAAGCCAUCUGAUAUUAUACUUAGUUUUGAUGGGGUAAAAGUUGCUAAUGAUGGGACAGUUCCAUUCAGGCAUGGGGAGCGCAUAGGUUUCAGCUAUCUUGUUUCUCAGAAGUAUACUGGGGAUACCGCAUCCGUUAAAGUUCUCCGUGAUUCGAAGAUACUUGCAUUUGACAUAAAACUAGCUACUCACAAGAGGCUCAUCCCAGCACACACCAGUGGGAAAACUCCUUCUUAUUACAUUAUUGCUGGAUUUGUUUUUACAGCUGUAACUGUUCCAUACUUGCGAUCGGAGUAUGGGAAGGAUUAUGAAUUUGAUGCGCCAGUCAAACUAUUGGAUAAGCAUCUACAUGCAAUGGCAGAGUCUAUAGAUGAACAGCUUCUUGUUGUUUCACAGGUGCUUGUGGCUGACAUAAAUAUUGGAUAUGAGGAAAUCGUCAAUACUCAGGUUCUUGCUUUCAAUGGCAAACCCGUGAAGAAUCUAAAGAGCUUAGCCAAUAUGGUCGAUAACUGCAAUGAUGAAUAUUUAAGAUUUGACCUGGAAUAUCAGCAGAUAGUAGUGCUACAAACCAAGGCUGCAAAGGCUGCAACUUUAGAUAUCCUAACCACACAUUGUAUAUCUUCUGCAAUGUCUGACGAUCUCAAGACUUGAGAGAAGGUUGAGGGGAAACGCCAGAAGAUAAUCCAUGUGAUCCUAAUUUUGCAUGUCUCCUUAUGAAUGUGGUACAAACAUAAUUGAGUUACAUUUGCCAAUACAAGUGGGAGGGCAUAUUGUUAAGUUUUGCCUGUUCAUUUUGCAGGGCGUAGUUAUGUCUGGGUAGCUGUAAGAUGGUUUGAGUUUAUAUCGGAAGGAA
Molecule: messenger RNA, 2165 nt
Organism: Durio zibethinus
Lineage: Eukaryota; Viridiplantae; Streptophyta; Magnoliopsida; Malvales; Malvaceae
Source: RefSeq, a predicted model, not a curated record